Daldinia decipiens is the source of this 645-nucleotide messenger RNA. Its product is annotated as superoxide dismutase. The transcript has 3 exons. Gene Ontology annotation, biological process: superoxide metabolic process. The coding region runs from base 1 to 645 and encodes 214 amino acids. Gene Ontology annotation, cellular component: mitochondrion. Gene Ontology annotation, molecular function: metal ion binding; superoxide dismutase activity. NCBI's taxonomy places the organism in Eukaryota, Fungi, Ascomycota, Sordariomycetes, Xylariales, Hypoxylaceae. The record is from RefSeq and is a predicted model, not a curated record.
AUGGCCUCAAAGACGUACUCCCUUCCCCCGCUCCCGUAUGCGUAUGAUGCUUUGGAGCCCAGCAUCUCCAAGCAGAUCAUGGAACUGCAUCACACCAAGCACCACCAGACCUAUAUCACGAACCUUAACAAGGCCCUUGAGGCAUCAACCAAGGCUCAGUCGGAAGGUAAAUUGCAGGAUGCUGCGGCUCAGCUGUCGGCCAUCCGUUUCAACGGUGGCGGUCACAUCAACCAUUCGUUGUUCUGGGAAAGUCUAGCGCCUUCCUCCUCUCCCGACUCGAAGCUUGAUGCCGCCCCUAAGCUCUCCAGUGCUAUCAAGGACACCUGGGGUAGCUUCGACAAGUUCAAAGAAGUUUUCGGAACCGCCCUACUGGGCAUCCAGGGGAGUGGCUGGGGUUGGCUCGUCAAAGAAGCCGUCACCGGUCAGCUCCGCAUUGUGACUCUCGCGAAUCAGGAGGCGGUUGUCGUAGGCGACACUCCCCUCCUCGGCGUAGAUAUGUGGGAGCAUGCCUAUUAUCUUCAGUAUCUCAACGGGAAGGCGGCCUACGUCGAGAACAUCUGGAAGGUGAUCAACUGGAAGACUGCCGAGGCGCGUUACGCUGGAAGUAGAGAUGACGCUUUUGAGGUACUCAAGGCCAAUAUGUAA